CGCUACAGAGUCUGAAGUUCACACGGCACGACCCCACUCCCUUUCUGUCAUUAAAUAGGCAUUUAUAGAAUUAAUCAAUCGGCAAGCACCAUAUACUGUAUUAUUUCCUUCUUCAGCUUAGCUCAACCACUUCCACUUCAACAAUCAACAUGGCUUCAUCACUCGCAACCAUACUCGUCGCCUUGCCCCAAACCCCGCAAUGCCGUAGCACCUUCCGAUCCGAUCCACCCAAACUAUCCCUAACCCUAAAACCCAAGGCCACUGUUACAUGUAAGGCCACCCUGUCCACUACCCUGGAGACUAGCAUCCAGCAGCAGCAGCAGCAAGAUGACCAAAAACAAAAGCCCGUGGCCGAGGUGUGGCGCAAGAUCCACGGGGAGGACAACUGGGCCGGGCUUCUGGACCCGAUGGACCCGGUUAUGCGAGGCGAGCUGACCCGCUACGGCGAGAUGGCCCAGGCCUGCUACGACGCAUUCGACUUCGACCCGUACUCCAAAUACUGCGGCAGCUGCAGGUUCCCCUUGCCCGAAUUCUUCGACUCCCUGGGCAUGACCAACGUGGGCUACACCAUGACGCGGUACCUCUACGCCACCGCCAACAUCAACCUCCCGAACUUCUUCCGCAAGUCACGCUGGCCUCACAAGAUGUGGAGCAAGCACGCCAACUGGGCGGGCUUCAUCGCCGUCUCCGACGAUGAAACCAGCAAGCGCCUCGGCCGCAGAGACAUCGUUAUCUCGUGGCGAGGCACCGUCACCCACGUGGAGUGGGUGGCGGAUUUGCUGAAUUUCCUGAAACCGAUCUCCCCUGACAUUCCCUGUUCAGACAGGAAAGUCAAGGUAGAGGCCGGUUUCUUGGAUCUGUACACGGACAGGGAGCCAGGGUGCGGGUACUGUAAGUACUCUGCGAGGGAACAGGUUUUGGGAGAGGUGAAGCGGUUGAUGGAGAAGUAUGCGGACGAGGAGGUUAGUGUUACGAUAGCCGGACAUAGCCUUGGGAGUGCGAUGGCGAUAUUGAGUGCCUUUGAUAUUGUUGAAACUGGGGUGAAUGUGGGGAAGGAUGGGAGAAAAGCGCAUGUUUCGGUGUUUUCGUUUUCGGGGCCGAGGGUGGGGAAUGUUAGGUUUAAGGAGAGGUUGGAGGGGGAGCUUGGGAUUAAGGUGCUGAGGGUGCAUAAUGCUCAUGACAUGGUGCCACAGUCGCCGGGGUUGAUUUUCAACGAGGAUUCGCCGCAGUGGUUGCUGAAGCUGGUGGAGGGGUGGUUUCCGUGGUGUUACUUGCACGUUGGAGAGGAGUUGCAGUUGGACCAUAAGAAAUCCCCGUUUCUCAACCCUGACGGGGAUGCUUCCUGCGCCCAUAACUUGGAGGCUCACUUGCACUUGCUAGAUGGAUACCAUGGGAAGAAUCGUGGAUUUGAGCGAACAAGUGAGAGGGACCUUGCUCUGGUGAACAAGGACUGUGACUUCUUGAAAGAUGAGCAUUCGGUGCCACCACGGUGGAGGCAAGACUUGAACAAAAACAUGGUCAGGACUGAAGAUGGACGCUGGGUGCUCGCUGAUCGUCCACUAGCUCAAGAUCCACAUGAAGAUAUUGAUCAUCAUCUCGGAGAGCUAGGCCUCGCUUCUUCUCAUACUCACACUCAUAAUUGAAUGGAUUCAUUGCAUCUUUUGGAGACUAUCUUGGAGUAUUUUUGCACGAGCACCACGCUUAUAAAAACAAAAUCAAUUUAAAAGUUGGAAUGGUAUUCAAAUAACUCAACUUAUAAAUAUUGUUAUGGACUUUAUUGUUAAAAAAUAUAAUAUAGUUAUUAAGAUAAAUAUGCCAACAGAUGUAAACAUUAGAGUUAUUGGUUUAUCUAUAUAAAGAUAAGUUUAGCGACGUUUUU
This is a messenger RNA of Glycine soja, 1879 nucleotides long. Its product is annotated as phospholipase A1-Igamma2, chloroplastic-like. Bases 150 to 1643 code for a protein of 497 amino acids. Gene Ontology annotation, biological process: lipid metabolic process. NCBI's taxonomy places the organism in Eukaryota, Viridiplantae, Streptophyta, Magnoliopsida, Fabales, Fabaceae. Gene Ontology annotation, molecular function: glycerophospholipase activity. The transcript has 2 exons. The record is from RefSeq and is a predicted model, not a curated record.